Chionomys nivalis (European snow vole) is the source of this 3332-nucleotide messenger RNA. RefSeq names its product major facilitator superfamily domain containing 14B (gene Slc71a2). Gene Ontology annotation, biological process: transmembrane transport. Gene Ontology annotation, cellular component: membrane. The transcript is spliced from 12 exons. Lineage: Eukaryota; Metazoa; Chordata; Mammalia; Rodentia; Cricetidae. Gene Ontology annotation, molecular function: transmembrane transporter activity. The record is from RefSeq and is a predicted model, not a curated record. The coding region runs from base 326 to 1849 and encodes 507 amino acids.
GUUGAGCUAGUUGAGACGGGUGGGUGUUGCAUGCGGGAGCCGCCUUUGCUUAGUGCUUUUGUCGCCCCAGACCGUUCUGGUGCUCACUGCCAGUGUCGGUGUCCUGUGUUCACGGACCACGAUCGUAUAGUUCAGGGUCCUGUUCGCUUCCUGCACGGCUCCAGCCUCGGCGUCCCCUCAGCAGCCGGCGUCGUCACUGGCGCCACCGCCUGAGUGGCAGGCCGCCGCGGACUGCGGAGCCCAUGAAGGCGCGGGCCCCGCCGCCGCAGUUGCGGCGCUGCCGGUGUUUUGGAACGACCCGAACCUGUCCGGGCAUGACGGCGGCAUGAGCACGGACGGGGAGUCGCCGGAGGAACCGGGGUGGAAGGCGACGGCCUCACCCAAGGCGGCAGCUAUGCCUGAGAAGCGCGGGAGCGCUCAGGCCGCGAGUGGCAGCUGGCUACAAGGCUUUGGCCAGCCAAGUGUUUACCAUGCUGCUAUUGUCAUCUUCUUUGAAUUCUUUGCAUGGGGCCUGUUGACAACUCCAAUGUUGACUGUUUUACAUGAAACAUUUCCUCAACACACAUUCCUCAUGAAUGGUCUCAUUCAAGGUGUAAAGGGCCUGCUCUCUUUUCUGAGUGCUCCACUCAUAGGAGCUCUUUCUGAUGUAUGGGGCAGGAAGCCCUUUCUCCUUGGCACAGUCUUCUUUACCUGCUUUCCUAUCCCACUGAUGAGGAUCAGCCCUUGGUGGUAUUUUGGCAUGAUUUCUGUAUCUGGAGUCUUCUCAGUUACUUUCUCUGUAAUAUUUGCCUAUGUAGCUGACUUCACUCAAGAGCACGAAAGAAGUACUGCUUAUGGAUGGGUCUCAGCUACCUUUGCAGCUAGUCUGGUUAGCAGCCCAGCCAUUGGAACAUUCCUCUCUGCAAAUUAUGGAGACAGCCUUGUUGUGCUGGUAGCCACAGUGGUGGCUCUCCUAGACAUCUGCUUCAUUUUGGUAGCAGUUCCAGAAUCUCUACCAGAGAAAAUUAGACCUGCUUCCUGGGGAGCUCAGAUUUCUUGGAAACAAGCAGACCCUUUUGCGUCCUUAAAGAAAGUUGGAAAAGAUUCUACAGUCUUACUCAUCUGCAUCACAGUGUUUCUCUCAUACCUUCCUGAAGCUGGACAAUAUUCCAGCUUUUUUCUCUAUCUCAGGCAGGUCAUAGGUUUUGGAUCUGUGAAAAUUGUGGCAUUCAUAGCUAUGGUAGGAAUUUUGUCAAUUGUGGCUCAGACAGUCUUCCUUAGCAAAUUGAUGAGAUCACUAGGGAAUAAGAAUACUGUCCUCCUUGGCUUGGGUUUCCAGAUGCUCCAACUUGCCUGGUAUGGUUUUGGAUCUCAGGCCUGGAUGAUGUGGGCAGCAGGAACUGUGGCUGCCAUGUCCAGCAUUACAUUCCCAGCAGUCAGUGCCCUCAUCUCUAGGAAUGCAGAGUCAGAUCAACAAGGGGUUGCCCAGGGGAUUAUAACAGGAAUACGAGGACUUUGUAAUGGCCUAGGGCCAGCACUGUAUGGCUUCAUAUUCUACCUGUUCCAUGUUGAACUAAACGAAUUGGGCCCAGACUUGAAUUCUGAUGAUGAUCCCUUACAGGGAGCUUUCAUCCCAGGCCCACCAUUUUUAUUUGGAGCAUGUAUAGUUCUUAUGUCUUUUCUGGUUGCCUUAUUCAUCCCUGAAUACCGUAAAACCGGUGGAGUUCAAAAACAUAGCAACAACAUCAGUAGCAGCCCAAGCACUCCCCCUGAACAGGGCUGUGAUGAGGACAUUGAGCCAUUACUGCAAGACAGCAGCAUCUGGGAGCUCUCCUUUGAAGAGCCUGGAAAUCAGUGCACUGAACUAUAACCCAGGAGUACCCAGCAGUAAGGGAGGUUCUGCAGACACCGUCUGAGAGCCAUGGAGGAAGCUGUACCACCUGGAGACUUCAUGGUGCUGGAGGGGAAAUGCUAACAGCAUCCUUUGGGCCAAGUUUAAUAAGUUACUCUUUCAUGCCUUUACCCUUCACUCUUCUGCCUCUUUCUGUUCCUUGACUCCCAUUCUUUUUCUUCCUGUUCAUAUAUUCUAAGAAAGAUUGAAAAUGUUUCACAGAAAAUAUGAAACUCUCAAGGUUAUAUGGAAUCAAGACUAAAUCUUUAAUAGGAAAAUCGUGUCUGGUAGGAAAGCUUACCUUUUCUUCAGUAACUAGAAUGAGAGUGACAGAAAUUUUGUUCCCUUUUUGGUAGAAGGUAUGAGACAAGAGUGUUAACUGCCUUCUUUCAUUCUUUCUGUGAAUUAUUCCUCUUAGUCUAUAGGUGUUGAUGAGUGGCCAUUCUAAAGAGUUACUUGGUAUCAGGGAUCUACUGACUUUGUCCAAAGGUUAAGUGAAAACCUAGUUUUGCUUUCCUUUUAAUUUUUUUAUUUCUUAAGCUUCUUGAAAACAAACCUUAAUAGUGUGUGGGCCAAUGAUUACCUUUAUUAGAUAAAGAAAGUCUUUCUUAGAAAAUUCAAAUAAUGUUGAACAAGCAGAAAAGAUUCUUGGUAUACAAAGUAAUUUUACAGAAGAGGAAGAAAAAAAAUCAAGCCUGUAGCCCAGCUACUUACAGAUUUUAACAGGAGGAUUGAAAUUUGAGGCUAGCCUUGGCAGCAUACUAAGAUCCUAUCUCAAAGCUAAACAACCAACCAUGAAGCAUUCUAGUUUCUGUUGUUUUAACAAUUUGAACAUUCCUACAAGGUGAUGAGAGUAACAGCAGAGAAUGCUCCUUCCUGUAUCUCCUAUGUCCUACUUCCGUUUCCUCAUCAUACUCCUGCCUUAACUGUUAAUGUAGAAUGUGUGUGUUUUCAACCAAUCUGUAUCUUAGUCUGUUUUUCUGAAUUUAGAAUCUCAUGGGAAUGCACACAUCAAAUUCCUUUAAAAAUUAUGAAGGUUAGUGAAGCUCAGUUUCAUGAUAAUUAUCUUGCUAAUUUUUGAGAUGUUUUAUGGACAAAGAAAACUUUACAGAUUUUAUAUUUUGCUGCACAGUAAAUGGACCAUUAACUAGGGUCUAUCUUUAACAAAGCACUCCUUUGAAAGUUUUAUAGGUAUGAAAACAUGUAGAUAUUGUAAGGAUUUUAAUUUUUUGAUGGGGUGCUGUGUAAAUCUUGUAUUUAUAAAUAAUGAAGGUAUUGACAGAAAAAAAAUAUAUACAACUUUUAUAAAGGAUUGUGUACUGACUGAAUACAUUUAAAGGAAAAUAUAUUUUGAAGCCUGUUCUGCCAUGAACAGAUAUAACAUAUCUUUUUACUAUGCUGUUGGUUUUUAGGCUAAGCUUCCUAAUGCAUAAUAAAUUUUCAAUGGAUACUUAAAUGUCUU